This is a messenger RNA of Dermatophagoides pteronyssinus (European house dust mite), 1843 nucleotides long. Its product is annotated as man(5)GlcNAc(2)-PP-dolichol translocation protein RFT1. Gene Ontology annotation, cellular component: endoplasmic reticulum membrane. Lineage: Eukaryota; Metazoa; Arthropoda; Arachnida; Sarcoptiformes; Pyroglyphidae. The record is from RefSeq and is a predicted model, not a curated record. Gene Ontology annotation, biological process: dolichol-linked oligosaccharide biosynthetic process; glycolipid translocation.
AUAUGAUUAAAUGUUUACGUUUAGAAUUUUAACAUUUUUUUUUCAAAAAAAAUCCUUAUUUUUUCAAGAAAAAUUAAUCAUGACAAUUUCGGACACCGAUUGAAAAACCAACAAGAAAAUAAUUAUGGAACCAAAAUCAAUAGAUUGUCCACGAAUAAAAUCCAAAUUACAUACAACAACAAUAUCGACAGCAUAUAAUAUUAUAUUACAAAUUGGUCUUCGUUUAUUUAGUUUUAUAAUCAAUGCAUUUAUUCUUCGAUUCAUCACUAAAGAAACACUUGGUAUAAUCAAUGUACGAUUAUUAUUAUUAUAUACGACCAUACAAUUUAUUACAAGAGAACCAUUUCGACGAACAUGUGCACCAAACAAUUCAAUCGAUGAUGAUAAUCAUGAUGAUGGUGAUGAAACGAAGAAAUCAAAAAAUCAACAAAAUGAUUGGUCAAAAGUUGUGAAUAUAACAUUCCUAUCGAUACCAUUAUCAUUUGUAACUGGUCUUACAUUUUCAAUUAUAUGGUAUAAAUUUUUUGAAAGACCUGAACAUUUACUUUAUGAAUAUCAAUGGGCAAUUAUGUCGAUAUAUGUUUCAGUGAUUAUCGAAUCAAUGGCCGAAACAUUUUUCAUUUAUGGACAACGAUAUGAUUAUAUUCGAUUAAAAGUAAUUGUCGAAGGAAUCUUUCAAACUGUUCGUUGUUCAUUAUUAGCAUUAUUUGUUUAUAUUUCACCUGAACAUUCUGUAUUUGGUUUUGCAAUAGCUCAAUUGAUUGCUUCAACAAUUUAUUCACUUACAUAUUUUAGUUAUUUUUUAUUUAAAAAGAAAAUACCAAUGACAACAUUUUUACCGAAUUUUCUUAGUGAUAAAGAUGAUAAUAAUGAAUCGUCGUCGUCAUCAUCAUCAUCAUCAUCAUCAUUGUUGGAAACAUCAUUAACAUUUUUCUAUAAUUCAUUAUUGAAACAAUUUCUUACUGAAGGUGAACGUUAUAUAAUGACAAUGUUUUCGGUAAUUAGUUUUGCUGAACAAGGUGUUUAUGAUGUAAUCAAUAAUCUUGGUUCAUUACCGGCAAGAAUUAUAUUUCAACAAAUUGAAGAAAAUGGUUAUAUUUUAUUUUCAAGCCUUAUCAAACGUGAUCUAGAUACUAGUCAACAGAUAACAAAAAUUCUAAAAUCAUUAUCAAUUUGUUCAAAUCUAACAAAAUUAAUGGCCAUAAUUGGUUUAACAUUAUUUACAUAUGGAUAUCAUGGUGCAUCCAUUGUAUUAUCCGUUUAUGGUGGUCAAAAUUUUAUCAAUGGAUCAUUUGGACAAUUAGCCAUUCAUCUAUUUCAAUGGCAUUGUAUUUAUAUGAUAUUUAUUGCUAUCAAUGGUAUAUUAGAAUCAUAUUCAUUUGCAGUAAUGAAUACACGGCAAUUAAAUCGAUUCAAUACAAAUCUAUUAAUAAUAUCAAUUAUUUUUACAAUAAUUUCAUUGAUAAUUAUAUCAUAUGUUGGUAGUGUUGGUUUUAUUAUGGCUAAUUGUUUGAAUAUGAUGACCAGAAUUAUUGUCAGUUUAUUAUUUAUUGGAAAUAUUUAUCCAAAUUAUUCAUUAUGGAUAUUCAUACGACAAACACGACCAAAUUUUCAUACAAUCAUAUCAUAUGUACUAAUAUUUAUUGGUCUUUCAAUUGUAUAUCGUUGGUUAGGAUUAGCCGAUAUAUUUCUAUGGUCAAAUGCAAUUUUAUUCAUCAUAAUCAAUGUAAUAAUAAUUAUUUGUCAUUUUAUAAUAAUUAUUUAUUUUUUUGAAAAAGAAUUAUGUUUAUUUGUACGAAAUGAAUUAUUAUUUUUCAAAUCUUUAAAAAAUAAACAAAAUUAA